Messenger RNA from Stylophora pistillata, 1713 nucleotides. RefSeq lists its product as uncharacterized. Gene Ontology annotation, biological process: negative regulation of amyloid precursor protein biosynthetic process. The record is from RefSeq and is a predicted model, not a curated record. Gene Ontology annotation, cellular component: extracellular exosome; Golgi apparatus; plasma membrane. NCBI's taxonomy places the organism in Eukaryota, Metazoa, Cnidaria, Anthozoa, Scleractinia, Pocilloporidae. Gene Ontology annotation, molecular function: amyloid-beta binding.
UUAGUAGCUGCUGAUUAAUUGCAUUUAACUCUCGAUCGCCCAGUUUUCUGAUAUCGUUGUAACUGAACAAUGAUGUCGCAGACCUGGACAUAAAUAUUUUAUCGUGGCGCCUCAUUUCUGAGGAUAUCAGAUUUUGUCAGGUAGUAUAAUUACAUAGACCGAUAACGGAAGCUGUAAACCAUGUGAUGGUGCUAUAAAAAGCCUCGCAGUAUUACUUGAACUUCACUCUUCAACCACCCUGUUUGUAGAGCGAACAAAAUUCUCCAAGUUGUGAGGCCGGAACUUCAAUCUGCAUCUUAGGUUCAGAUAUGGCGGGUUCAUUUUUAUUCCCUGUCGUACUUGUUGUUGUCCUAAGUUUAUCAUCUGCAAGCCCUACCAAUGAUCAGCGACGGAAUAAAGAAGAAGUUGUGGAUUUUAGUAUGGAUAUCAUCGAGGGUAGAAUUGGCUACACUGAGAAGAUCGAGGUGGACCUUGGAAAACAGACAGAAUUGUUUCAAGUUCCUACUCAUCCUGGUGUGGAUCGCAGCGAUGUGUUACACGAUUUCAAAAGCAAUCUGACCAUGUUACGCUUCCCGGAAAGUAAAGUAUGUUACCUGUUUCCUCUCGUAAAACGGCAGUCGACGCCAGAGAAACUAAUGAAAGAUCUUAAGACAACCCAGGAGAUGGUUGUUACAGAGACAAGGCGUCUGUACAGCAGGUGGGUUUUGGAUGAAGAAGUUACUGAUCCAUCAUCGCUCGGUGAAGAGUUGAACGAGUAUUGCGCUCAGUACACGAUAUACCACGUGACUGAAAAACGGGAACAGGUGACCGCUGAACAAACAGAAGGCGGAACAUUGCCAAAUAGGGUGAGACGUCAGUCCGGCAGUGCUCUGAAUGGUACUAAACUGUGCCGCGGAGGAAUGGACCUGAAUAGAGCCCUGCAAGUAUGUUCCGAACCCAAAAUGAAAUGCGUGAGCACCAACAUGUGUUUCCAGAUUAAAAAAUGUAGAGAGGAGAAGAGACGUGUCCGACGUUCGUUAUGGGGAAUUUUCGGUCCCUUUGGUCGUUAUGGUGGUUAUCAUGGUUGGCUUGGAGGGUACCGUCUGCGUUAUGUUCCACCCGCAAGCAGAAAACAACAGAAGAAAGUGAAACGCCCACGCCCUCGCUGUUGGAAUGAGCACGACACCAGAAAAGUAAUUAAAUGUUGCAAAUACGUUUGUGAUAAGGUGGAUAGACCAACUACAUCAAUUAGCCCAACAACAGAAACAAUGGAAAUUGAAAAUGAACCAACCACACCAAUUAGCCCAACAACAGAAACAGUGGAAAACGAAGAUGAACCAACCACACCAAUUAGCCCAACAACAGUAACAGUGGAAAACGAAGAUGAACCAACCACACCAAUUAGCCCAACAACAGUAACAGUGGAAAACGAAGAUGAACCAACCACACCAAUUAGCCCAACCACAGAAACAGUGGAAAACGAAGAUGAACCAACUACACCAAUUAGCCCAACCACAGAAACAGUGGAAAACGAAGAAUUCGCAGUUUUGCUGGGGCGUUUUUAAAUAGUCGGCCAUAAACUAUGUGUUGGUAAGGUUUACGAAAAUGCCUACUGGUUAUUUUGCCAAGGCAGAAUUUAGCCUUCAAACAAACUUGAUAUCCAUUUCAUUUCCUGAAGAUACAGCGAAAACCAGAUGGUUUAGCUUCAAACAAUUAUAAAACGUUGAUUCUCCA